GUAGUAUUUGUAUUUCGGCAACUGUUGUUUUUGGAUGUUGCCGAAACCUUGCAAGGCCGUCAGCACGUAUAGCAACCACUUGAAAACAAUACUGGGCUGCUGGCAAUGGAAAUGGCAGACACAGACAGGAGAAAGAGCAGGUAUUACACGUUGCGUGGAAAUUUAUAAAAUUAAUGAGAUCGCGCAAAAUUACUGGAUACUUUUCUUUCUUGGUAGCGGGCCCCACUCGGCGGAAAUAGCCGUUAUUAGAGAAAUCUAUGAUGGAGAGAACGCUCAGGAAAGGUUCGAGCUAGAACUGGAACGAGCAUUGGAAGCCUCUGUUCCAGUAAUUGUCAUUGAACCUGUUCGACUUGGUGACGAAACGGCACGAUGGAUUGCUGUUGGGAAUUGCCUUCACAAAACUGCAGUUCUUGCAGGUCUUGGUUCAGUCAUAACAGGAAUCUUUUGUGAUAAUCGUCCAUACAUAUACACUCCAUUAGGUCUCCUUUCUUUGCUCUGUACAGGACUUUAUACAGCCUCUUGGCAAUUUGAUCCUUGCUGUAAAUAUCAGGUUGAAAUGGAUACCAAGAGAUUGGCAAAAUUGCCAGUAAAUAGAUUAACUACUUCCAGUCCAAUAGUUCUUGUACGAAGAGAUGAUAACAAACGUAAGACUCUUCAUUGCACCAUAUGUGUUGCAGCUACUAGCAUUACUCUCUGGAAGCUGUACUUUAUUGCCUUUAAAUAGUCUUGUUUUAAAGAAAUCUUCCGAAUGUACAAACUGAACAAUACACUUAUUAUAUCAGAA
This is a messenger RNA of Daphnia carinata, 784 nucleotides long. RefSeq names its product transmembrane protein 11, mitochondrial-like (gene Pmi). Lineage: Eukaryota; Metazoa; Arthropoda; Branchiopoda; Diplostraca; Daphniidae. Gene Ontology annotation, biological process: inner mitochondrial membrane organization. Bases 35 to 724 code for a protein of 229 amino acids. Gene Ontology annotation, cellular component: mitochondrial inner membrane. The record is from RefSeq and is a predicted model, not a curated record. The transcript has 3 exons.